AUGUUGCUCUGGGUGCUGUCCUCGAUCAUUGCUUCUUCUAUGAUCUUCGCUCAGAUGACCUCGGUCUUCUAUCGUCUAGAGAUCAUUGCUUCUGGCGACUGUCCCGCUCUCGGCGAGACCGUCUUCCCUUAUGCCUCAUUCGAGCUCCUUGUCCUCACUGACAAUGGCGAAAGCCUGACAGUCCGCCCCAUGAACAAGAUCAAUGUCGAGGGGAUCAUGUCGACCCAAGUCGUCAGAGAGCCCCUCGGUCGACCGAAGCUGAUCACUAUGAUCUUCAUCGUCACCGGCAGCGGUACAAGCCAGGACUUGUGGGAGGAUGAAGAAGCGCGCCGCUGCUGUCGGCUCGAAGCUCGGGGAAACGUACAGCUCGGCGUCAGGCGAGAAGCCUUGACGGAUGGUGCUCAGCUCAGCAUGACGGUCAUCUGUGGAGGUCGUAAAGCGAGGCAAGACUGCCCGCUGCAGGAGACACGUCAUGGCUUUGCGGGCGCGUCGAUCAAGAUUGCUCUCGCGCCUGUCGAUCCAGUCGAGCUCCCCCAUGUACUGCACUAUCCUAUCAAUUUUCAAGCAUUCGGUCUCUGUCCCAUCUAUACCUUGUCAGGUAGAGACCCGCCAAAAUGGCAGAGCGCUAUUGCGCCAAGGCAAAUCACUGCGACAACGAUCAUCAAGCAGAACGAGGAUGGCGAGCUCUAUACAGCCGUACUCAUCCUCGGAGACUCCGUCGCCGCUGUCGUACGCGUGAGCGGCACGAUAUCUGGACCGACGCUAGAGGAUACCCGAUUGAUCAUCGAAGCUACUUUCCAUGGUGCGAUGAAAGACCAAACGUGGCCAAGUCGCGACGCCUUGUACUGCUGUCAUCCCAUCUUGGCAUCCAAGCUCAUAUUGGGUGCAUACCGACCUUAUUUCGAGGCAACGGCCCAGUACACACGCCUAGACAUGUUUGUCGUUUGUCCGCCGAGUCCGCUAGCGCGAGGAGGACCGGAGUGUGGGGUCAAAUACCUCCAACACGGCGAGUAUGCGUGCACAGAUGUCACCAAGCGAGUUGAACUCGCAGAGGGCUCGGACGAGAUAUAG
Mixia osmundae IAM 14324 is the source of this 1071-nucleotide messenger RNA. RefSeq lists its product as uncharacterized. The record is from RefSeq and is a predicted model, not a curated record. Bases 1 to 1071 code for a protein of 356 amino acids. NCBI's taxonomy places the organism in Eukaryota, Fungi, Basidiomycota, Mixiomycetes, Mixiales, Mixiaceae. The transcript has 6 exons.